Molecule: messenger RNA, 234 nt
Organism: Bathycoccus prasinos
Lineage: Eukaryota; Viridiplantae; Chlorophyta; Mamiellophyceae; Mamiellales; Bathycoccaceae
Exons: 1
Coding region: 1-234 (77 amino acids)
Source: RefSeq, a predicted model, not a curated record
AUGGGGAACAUCUUCGCCGUGGAACCGAAACAAUUAUACACCGAAUCGCCGACCUCGGACAAAUACGCCAAAGUCGGACUCGGUGGAAUCCCAGGCGCCAUUCUCGCCGUCGGUAUACUCGCCGGCGUGUUCUUCGGCGUCCAAACGUUAGGGAGCUUCGAAGAGGUGAACAACGAAUUCGCCGGCUACGACGGCGAGUCCGUUUCGUAUUACUCGGAGAAAUUUUCCUCGUAA